CGGAUUGCGAUAACGUCUGUCGUUUAAAUCACCGUACACGAACGGCGUAAGACAGAGCUGCUGUGGGAAUUGAAAGAAAAUAAAACAAUUCCCUCAAAUUUCACGAGGUUGAUCCGUAAAAUGGCACUACCAGGAAGCUCCAAUGUUGAAAACCUGUCCCCUCAGGUCCUGCGGCAAGUUGCAAAAGAGGUCGCUGACCUUUGCUCUAAUCCUCCUGAGGGUGUUAAACUUCUUCCAAGUGAAGAAGACAUUACCGAUAUCCAGGCUUCUAUAGAAGGCCCUUCGGGCACACCGUAUGCAGGCGGGAUAUUCAGAGUGAAACUCGUCCUGGGCAAGGACUUUCCCAGGGUGCCCCCAAAGGGCUACUUCCUGACCAAAGUGUUUCACCCGAAUGUGGCCAGCAAUGGGGAGAUAUGUGUGAACACGCUGAAAAGAGACUGGAAGGCGGACAUGGGCAUCAAACACCUACUUCUAACAAUCAAAUGUUUGCUCAUCUACCCCAACCCGGAAUCGGCACUUAACGAGGAAGCUGGCAGGUUAUUAUUAGAACAGUACGACGACUACUUCAUGAGGGCAAAGAUGAUGACGGACAUCCACGCACAGUCGGCGCGAGGAGCCAAGGAAUCCAGGGAAAUCGACGAGAACUGUCCAUCCACAUCAGGCUCAAACACGAGCGGCCCCCACGCCAAGAAGCACGCCAGCGACAAGAAAGUGUUGGACAAAAAGAAACGAGACAAGAAGAGGGCCUUGAAGAGAUUAUGAGGAAGUGUUCUGGCUCUGGUGCCGUGAGAAAAUUGAUAAAUGACUAUUUGAUAAAUGAACAGCUCUGCCUCAAAUUUUUGACAAAAAAGACCUUUUAAGUCUUUUUUCUUUCUUUUUUUUCUGGCAGAAAAUCUUUGUAAACAGCUUUGCCUGAAAUUGUUGACAAUUCCUUUUCUUGUUGGUGGGAUGUCUGGUUUCUCUAAUGGACUUGAAGACGUAGAGUUUUAGGUGUUUGACAUCUGUUUCUUCAAAAUCUGUUGUGAAAGACAGGACUAGAGUUGUUGAUACAGCUAGCCUGCAGCUAGUGUGCUGGUGACGGUCGUUCAGUGUGGAGGAUUUCUUGCCUUUGAAAUAUAAUCCUAAUAGAAGGGUGUUUUUUUACCAGACUGGAAAUAAAGUUCCUUUCCGUCUUUGUUUUAGUAAACAUCUGGUCAGGCUAGCCAGAAUUUCUGCCUUUCACUGAACAACCGACAAUUUGACACUUUAGCAUCAGUGGAAUUGAGUAACGGGGAGUAACAUGUUUCUGUCUAGCAUGUAUUUUCACAAUGCUGCAAACACUACACAGUGUAUUUUCUGAAUCCUGCUGCAUCAAGUGGAGCUGAGAAGCAGGGCCAGGCACUGAUUUGAUUGCCAACUUGAUUUAAGUUUGGUAUCCACACGAAUGCUUGCAUGAGUUUUUUGCUCACAUUUUACAAACUCCACUUCCACUUUAUGUCAUCCCAGGCAAUGAACCACAUAACUUUAGCACAGGCGAAACAUUUGGCUACCUGGCAAAACAGUCACAUACAUAAGUCAUGUAUUACCUCCAACUGAUUGUCUGUCAAAUAUGCAAAUGCUGGUAGCAGCUCUCUGAUGAGUAUAUCCUCCACUUUUAAUCUAAACCCCAAAACACAUGGCCAAAUCAUUCUCUUGUUAUCUUUGGAUGUGAAGUGUGACUUCAGAAUACUGUUGUGUUCUCCUGAUCAUUCUUUCGCGGUGAGCCAUUUGAGAUUGGUGUGACUUUAUCACUUGAAUAUUUAUUUGAACAAUGGAUGCAUUAACUGUUUACUAUUUUUUUCAUUAUUUUACUAGUGUGUUCAUGGAAUUUUUCCCCCAGGUAUUUGUUUUCAAAUUUUUAUAUUUUGAACCACAAAGGAUUAGGCGUAAGCUUUUGUCGUUUAUUUGUGUAUUUUUGGGGGAUAAGUUGUCCUUUUGGUUUUUAUAAUAACUCGACCGUUAAGAUUUUCCUGUCAGCUCUUUGUAUGAGAAUUGCCAUUGUACAUUUUGUAUAUCAAAAUGUUGAAAUUAUGCCAGAUGUGUAAAAAAAAAAAACAAAACCUUCUACCUGUGGAAAUUGCUAAGCAGAUUUGUAAAUGCAAUAUUUGUAACUUUGUAAGAUAUGGUAAAAAGAACUGAGAGCUGAAGUAUUUCGA
This is a messenger RNA of Acanthaster planci (crown-of-thorns starfish), 2174 nucleotides long. RefSeq names its product ubiquitin-conjugating enzyme E2 S-like. The record is from RefSeq and is a predicted model, not a curated record. NCBI's taxonomy places the organism in Eukaryota, Metazoa, Echinodermata, Asteroidea, Valvatida, Acanthasteridae.